This is a messenger RNA of Aspergillus vadensis CBS 113365, 640 nucleotides long. RefSeq lists its product as uncharacterized. NCBI's taxonomy places the organism in Eukaryota, Fungi, Ascomycota, Eurotiomycetes, Eurotiales, Aspergillaceae. Bases 198 to 593 code for a protein of 131 amino acids. The record is from RefSeq and is a predicted model, not a curated record. The transcript has a single exon.
CUGAAUACGACAAACAAACUACCUAGGCCCAACACUGAUAAGCCACCAACCUUUAUUUUGCACGUGUGUAUUGAUUGAACAGCAUCAUACACGGGUGUAUCUAUGCUGUGACUACGAAUUGCUCCAAUCGUGGAGAAACCCGGGAGUGAUCCAAUGGAUGCCAGCGGGGAGAGAGGGACUGAUUCGCACCACCAGCCAUGGCGAAAAUCAUGAGUAUCUCUUACUCAACCCCAUCCCAGCGCUACUCCAUCCUGGAUCGUGUCGUCGGAGCUUUUGGAGGCAUGGGCUCUGAACGGCCACGGACAUUGGUUAUUCGUCCCGAGCCUAGCCCAGUCGGGUAUAUAGAUAGUAUUCCGACCCGUGGUUCCAGCUCGCGUUGGGGACCUGGAGAGCUCUUGCGUGUGGGCUCCAGUUGGGAUCUUGGUCCCGUAGCCGCUCCCAGUAUGAUGAUUGUCCGUGACUCCAGUGGAAAUGGCGUCACCGGGGAAAUUAAGAUACGGAAAUCACGCAAACAGAGAGGAAGCUCACCGUUCGCCCGAGAAAGUCUGUCUCUAACAAAACUCUCUUUGCGAAGGUUGAGAACGGAGAAAUAGUGCGAACCCUCCCGACGGGACAGGCUAAUACUACCUAUCUCUAUAUU